Messenger RNA from Guillardia theta CCMP2712, 1338 nucleotides. RefSeq lists its product as hypothetical. The record is from RefSeq and is a predicted model, not a curated record. NCBI's taxonomy places the organism in Eukaryota, Cryptophyceae, Pyrenomonadales, Geminigeraceae. Gene Ontology annotation, molecular function: protein binding. Bases 1 to 1338 code for a protein of 445 amino acids. The transcript is spliced from 9 exons.
AUGAUAGUAAUUACUAAUUCUAUCCAGAUGUUUGGUUCUGAAGGGCUCCCUUUGAAGUUGUGGAUGAGCACCGAUCAAGGCGGCACUCGCAUGCAGCUGCAUCCCGGAGGCAACGGAGCCCUUCAACUGAGAGUUCUCGAUCGAGCUCGAGGUGUAGACCAUCUUUCUGUCAGGUCUUCCUCCUCGACGUCAUACAGCGAUGAUUCGUCGUCGUCGAUGUCCAGCACAAGUUCAUCCUCUAGCGACUCAGCCAGGAGAAGGAAGAAAGACAGGAAGAAGAGGCACAGCGGCGACAAGAGAUCGAAGAAGAGCAAGGAGAAGAAGAAGAGCAAAGAGAAGAAGAAGAGCAAAGGGAAGUCAAGAUCUAAAGGGAAGGAACGAAAGGAGAAAUCGAGGGAGAGGAAGUGGCGGGAUGACAGUGAUCUCCCCAACGACCCGAGCAAGCGGGAGGAGCGGGCGAGACAUUUACAAGCGCAACUCCUCCCAAGAACAGCUGCGAACAUGAUCCAGAAAGUUUUCCGUGGCCAUUCCGUCAGGACAUGGACAAAUAGGAAGAUCCGAGAGAUGAGGGUUUUAAGGAAAGAUCUGACGAGGUACAUCAUGACUGAGAUCCUUCACGAUGUGCUGGAGAAGGAGUUUGUUCCAGACAUCUUAGUUGAGAUUGUGACCUCCAUGUCUCCUGAGGUGUUUGCUCCCCAUCCAGCAUGGCUGAGAGAUCAGCUCGCGGCCGCCGAAAAGAUAACCAAGGAGACAGUGACUAAGUUGAUCCGAGAGGUGGUUCGGGAGACCUUCAACGACCUGGUGAACGAGUACCUUGUGAAAGAGAGGAUGGAGCAGAAAAAGAAGGGCUCCAAGAGCGAUCAGCUUGCUCUCUACGUGGACUUGGAGAUCGUGCAGCCAGUGCUGAAGCCGAUCCUGCUCACCUUGGCGCGUGAGGUCGUGGUGGCACAGAUAUGUAAGGAGGUGGCUGUGGAGAUUCAAGCAGAUCUUGCUGUCAUCGAGAAGGAGAAGAGAGAAGCGCUGGUGAAGCAGGAGAUGUUCCAACUCUCCUUCAAGAUCCUCGAUGCUGCACUGAUGCGACAGCUCAUUGACAGAAUCGCUACUGGAGGAGAGAAGGCGGUGGUCCAGCAGUACACUGAGAGGACGAUGGAUCGGCUGCUGUACAGUCUGAUGCUCCGCCGCGCGCUCAAGUCAGAUAUACUCAUCCAGUCGUUUCAAACCAACUUCGCCAAGAGGUAUCUCAUGCACAAGAUCAUGUCACAGCUCCUCGUUGAUCAGCUGACCGGAGACCUGACGUGGCUUGAGGGCGUCUACGAGGAGGAACAAGAGGAGAGCUGA